UUGCAAACUCUGGGCAGGGGGCCGUUGCGUCGGGCCAUUUUCACCGAAGCCUCCGAGAAAAGCGAGCCUUGUGCUGCAUCGGCCCACGCACCACACAGAUCAUCAAGCAGACAGACGGACGGACGCAGGGCCCGACAGGCAUGCAGCGCUUCUAAACCGGCGCCUUGUUUUCUCUCGUCUCUGCUGAUUGUCUCCCGCCCAAGAAGAAGAGAGAGGGACAAAGCUCUCCCCGCAUUUCACCGAACGUCGAUCCCGCUGGAUGGCAGACAUCGCCAUGACUGGAGAAGCCGGCGCCAACCGCACGUUCCGCUCCAUCUUCGGCGACCAAAAGCAGCAGCAUAACGACGUACUCAAGUUGGAGCAGAGCGAUUGCAACGCAUCUGUCGCUUCGGGCGCUGGAGCUGCUGUCCUGGCCAUGGACGACGACGACGACGACGAGGCCAUGUGGAGCGAUGAACCGCCACUGAAUGGCGACGCAACUACAAAAGACAACAAUGACCUGCCUGGACUCCAGUUUGCGCAACGCAAGUCCAUGGAAGAAUGGGCAGACGACGACGAUGAGGAGGAGAAUUGGAAAGAGGCUUUACAAGAUCGCGUUAACCAACUGGAACUCGCAUUCCAACACAAUGAUGACUCCACUGCAGCCGAGUCUCGACGCCGAUUUGAACAACAGCAGCAAUUACAGCAGGUUUCAGCCUCCGAACCACAACGCGUUGAUUUCAGUCAGUCGCUUCCAGUACCUACUCACCUCACUACGUCUAAUGCAGACUCGGAACGACCUCGACAUGCCAGUCGCCACAAGAUGCAGCGCACUUCUUCGUCACAUGCGUGCAUCACUGGAGAUAAUGCUACCACGUCGAGUCGGCCCAAUCACCUCUGGAAUUUCCAACGCAAAGUAGUGGGAGGAACACCAGCCAAUCCAAUAGUCCAAGACUCCCGCACGCGGUCGCAUCCCAUAGAUUUCGUAGCCCGCAACAUCCAGACGGUUGAGCACCAUCGCAAGCGCUCAGACUCAUUGAGUGGGUCGUCCAAUAGGACGGAUUCGCCUCGACAAGCGCUGUCUCGGAAGAGUUCUAUGGAUAGUAAUCGCAGCAGCCUCAGCCGAAGUAAUAGUAGUAGUCUCCGCGGGAAUAAGGCAGCUGCACCAACACCAUCAGGCGCGGCGGCGGUACUUAACCUGAGCGACACAGAGGCCAUUCGCCGAUUCGUACUGGACGACGUCAAGACCAUGUCCAUGGAGCGACUUGUGGGCAACGCCCAGCGAUUACAUUUUCUAGAGGAUUUCUAUCAGAAUCACCAAGGAUCAGGCACCACGCCCGCUGUGGCCCCCUCAUCUCCUUCGUCGCCCAUAUCCUGACCGCACUCUGGUUUAUUCUAUUCCUUUGCCUAGCUUUGCUGUUCGGAUGCGAUAUUUUGCUACGUGCUCUAUUUAAUGACAAUUUUUUUUCCCGCAAA
This is a messenger RNA of Phytophthora nicotianae INRA-310, 1455 nucleotides long. RefSeq lists its product as hypothetical. Lineage: Eukaryota; Oomycota; Peronosporomycetes; Peronosporales; Peronosporaceae. The coding region runs from base 260 to 1357 and encodes 365 amino acids. The record is from RefSeq and is a predicted model, not a curated record. The transcript has 3 exons.